Molecule: messenger RNA, 280 nt
Organism: Larimichthys crocea (large yellow croaker)
Lineage: Eukaryota; Metazoa; Chordata; Actinopteri; Sciaenidae
Product: myelin and lymphocyte protein-like
Exons: 2
Coding region: 1-231 (76 amino acids)
Cellular component (GO): membrane
Source: RefSeq, a predicted model, not a curated record
AUGGUCUUCUUCCUCUUCCUCGUCUGUCAGGACUUCGUGUAUCACGGCAUCGCUGCCUUUUUCUACCUUAGCGCUUCGGUGGCUUUGGCCAAAGUGACCCUGGAGAUGAAAGAUGGGACCAACUUCCAGAACUACCAGCUGGACAUCUCUGCAGUGGUCUUCUCAUACGUGGCGACUCUCCUCUACUUCGUCCACACCAUCCUGUCUGCCAUCCGAUGGAAAUCUUUCUAGAGGUUUCUGACCUGAGUUUGAUCCUUAAAGCGGUGACGCUGACAUGAAG